CGAGGCCGGCCUCUUUCGUUUCCCCGAUAAGCCGCUUUCUCUUUCUAAGAUGUCACUUCCGGUAAACAAGAAAACAACAUACCAGGAAGGAAGAAACCCUUAGGAAGGUGUGUGGGAUCUGGAGUUCGAAGUAGAGGAUCAGGCUGGAUGAGUGUAGCCCAAGGGGAUUGGAGCUGCGACAUGGUGCAGCCAAGUGGGUGCCCAGAUGGUGACUAUGGCAUGAUGGGAGAUGAUUCCUCCCUGGACAAAGCUGGCACCCUUCAGUUGCCAGCUGAGCUCGAAGGAAAUGAAGCUGUACAAUAUUUCCUGGCUGAGAACAGAGACCUCAAAGAAGCCAUCCGACAGAGUAAUCUCAUGCUACGAGAGCGGUACCAGGAAUUUGUGCAGUUCCAUGCUUCCAAAAAGGCUGAGAAAGAAUUCAUUAUGAGCAAGUUCCAGGAGGCUCGGCUUGUGGUGGAAAAAUUGCACCUAGAACGCAUGGAAUUGGAAAAACAGUUGCAGCAGGCUUUCCAGGAUCUGGAGCGACUGAAGACAGCUUCUCAACCAUUUCUCUCAGAAAAAGACCUCUCUGCCACACAAGAGGAAUCAGAUACUGUAACUCUUACUGAGGAAGAUGCACUUACUGUGACGUCGGGGCUACUGAAAGAGAAAAGGGAAAGGCUGGAAGAGGACUGGAAGGCAAUGCAAGAGGCCAACCAGGUCUUACAGAAGGAAAAACUCGCCUUGGAGGCUAAGAUUGCCAUCCUGCAACAAACAGCAAAGGUCACUGGGCCAAUAGAGGAGUUCAGAAUAAAGAUUAAAGAGAAUGGUUGUUCACUGGAGCCGUCCAUGGAAGUGGAGUCCCUGCAGAGCUCGGGGGACAAUGCUGAUGGGAAACAAAUUGAGCAGCUGCAAAAAAGCCUGAAGGAGGCUGAAGAUAAAAACGUAGCCCUUCGGCAACAGCUGGCAUCCACUUUGGAGGAGCUAGCCUGCCAGACUACCAGGGAGCAGGAAAUCCAGCUGCAGCUACAAACCUUGACCAAACAACUAGAGCAAGUUGGGGAGGAUAAGACUUUAGCAAAGGCCCAGGUGACGUCUCUGCUGGGGGAGCUGCUGGAGAGUCAAAGCCGCCUCGAAGCUUGUACGGACCAAAACAAAGAGCUGGAGGAGAGGGUUCGUGGGGCUGGUGAACGACUGCAGCAGCUUGAAAAAGAGGCUGAAAUCCGCAACAAACAGCACGGCGUACAGGUGGACCAGUUGAGGCUGCAGGUGCAGAAUCUUGAGAGUGCUCUACGAGUGGAACGACAGAGUGCCACAGAGGAAAAGAGAAAACUAGCCCAAGUACAGGUGGCCUAUCACCAGCUCUUCCAGGAGUACGAUGCCCACAUCAAAACCAGCUUGGAAACUGAGAAGCGAAGCAAGAGCUUGGAUAUGCAACUUGCCGAACUGUCUCAGCAAAUGCAGCAGGCCGAGGAGGCUCUGGUAGCCAAGCAGGAGCACAUUGACAAGCUGAAGGACGAUGCUGAACAGCACAAAACUGUCAUGGAGACCGUGCCUGUGCUCAAGGCCCAGGCUGAUAUCUACAAGACAGAUUUCCUGGCAGAGCGCCAGGCACGUGAAAAGUUACACGAACAACGAGAGUUCCUGCAGGAGCAGGUUGCCCAGUUGCAGAGGGAGAAUGAGAAGCUGAAAGCCGAGUUUGAAGGACGAGAAAGCCAUUCUGGUGCUCUUUCUUGUCUACCUAGGGCUCUGAUGGAAGAGAUGAGAAAUCGCCAUUCAGAAAUGCGUCCAUCUCCUCAGCCGAAUUUCUUGAUGGGCACGACCCCAUUCCAUCCCCAGAGUGUAACAGGGCGAAGACAAAAUGUUCUAGAAGAACAGCCUAUCCACUAUUGUCCCAAAUGCCAGUAUAAAGCUCCAGACAUGGACACCCUACAGAUCCAUGUCAUGGAUUGUAUCCAGUGACAGUAAAGAAGAAGAAGGGGAAGCUCCAGGCUGAUGUACAUUUGCAUUGCUUUAAACAGAACCAGCAGUUCAGCUGCCAAUCCUGGAACAAAAAGCGUGGACUCUUUACUUUCUGCUCCCCUGUAUGUCAUUAACUUUUUUUCCUCUUAUAAUAAUGGCUGAGCCUACUACUGACCUUGUCCCAAGCGUGGCUAUUACAGCCACAGGGGAAAAGGGUUGCACUAUUCUAGGUUUUGUGUAAAGCAAUCUUUUCAAGUGCUUUUAAUUCAAGUGUGCAUCAGGGAUACCAGGGAUUAAGUCAUUCCCUCCGAAUAACAAGUCACAUGCCUAUUAAUCUACCAGUAACUCAUUUCAUGGAUGAUGGGGGAAAUCUCCUUCCCUAUAAAGACUACUGCUCCUCUUUGUCCCACAUCCCAGUAAGAUUUUAAAUGUCUUAAACAGUUCCUUAAGCCAUAAUGAGGUAAUUAUUUUAUCUAUAAAAUAAAAGGAUAGAGGGCUUUUCUUCUGCUUUCUAAGAGAGCUUAAAAAUGAAAUUGCUUGCAACCAAUCUUUAGGCUGAAAAGGUAUUGUAUGACUCUUUCAUCUUAAGUCAAUUAAAGCAACAAUGAAGAUAAUCAGUGAUUUUCCUACUUACACCAGGUACCUCCCCCUUCUAGGACAAUAAUGUGUUAGCACUCCAUCCUUUAGAAAUGAACUUUUUAUUAACUCAAUCACCCAUAAUUUACAAUCAAAGCAACAAUCCAUGAAGCUGAGCUUGGCACUGCUCCUCUAGGAUUCCUCCGCUCCUCCAAGACCUUUGUAAGGUUUUCAGGGAGAUGCUUCAUGAAGAGAAGAGAGGCCUCUAAACUCAGCCAAAUGGCUUUUUAAGUCACCCACCCUCCUUUUAGAUCAGCUGCUCAGUCUGACCAAAAGUUGGGAGAGCUCAAUAGGCAGAAUUAUUCCAAUAAAUAAUUUGAAUUACCAUAUUCUCCAUAUCCACCAUGCUAGCAAUUUACCUGCUUUGCAGGAGAUGAUUUCAAA
Molecule: messenger RNA, 2961 nt
Organism: Thamnophis elegans (Western terrestrial garter snake)
Lineage: Eukaryota; Metazoa; Chordata; Lepidosauria; Squamata; Natricidae
Gene: IKBKG
Product: inhibitor of nuclear factor kappa B kinase regulatory subunit gamma
Exons: 15
Coding region: 148-1941 (597 amino acids)
Biological process (GO): positive regulation of canonical NF-kappaB signal transduction
Cellular component (GO): IkappaB kinase complex; cytoplasm; nucleus
Molecular function (GO): K63-linked polyubiquitin modification-dependent protein binding
Source: RefSeq, a predicted model, not a curated record